Messenger RNA from Marmota flaviventris (yellow-bellied marmot), 582 nucleotides. RefSeq names its product protein phosphatase 1 regulatory inhibitor subunit 1A (gene Ppp1r1a). Gene Ontology annotation, molecular function: protein phosphatase inhibitor activity. Gene Ontology annotation, cellular component: cytoplasm. The record is from RefSeq and is a predicted model, not a curated record. Lineage: Eukaryota; Metazoa; Chordata; Mammalia; Rodentia; Sciuridae. Gene Ontology annotation, biological process: intracellular signal transduction.
AUGGAGCAGGACCACAGUCCCCGGAAGAUCCAGUUCACGGUCCCGCUGCUGGAGCCGCACCUGGACCCCGAGGCGGCGGAGCAGAUUCGGAGGCGCCGCCCCACCCCAGCCACCCUUGUGCUGACCAGUGACCAGUCAUCCCCAGAGGUAGAUGAAGACCGGAUCCCCAACCCACUUCUCAAGUCCACUUUGUCAAUGUCUCCACGACAACGAAAGAAGACGACAAGGACCACACCCACAAUGAAAGAGCUCCAGACGAUGGUUGAACAUCACCUGGGGCAACAGAAGCAAGGAGACGAGCCUGAGGGAGCCACUGAGAGCACAGGGACCCAGGAGACCUGCCCACCUGGGAUCACAGACACAGGAGCAGAGCCACGCCUGGGCACCUCUGGGACAGCACAAAAGCCUGCAGAACCCAUCCCUAAAACUCAGGAGCGUUGCAGUGAGAAACCCAGCACCCAUAUACCACCAUUGGAUUCCCAGGGAGCCAACUCGGUCUGAGAGGAGGAGGCAUCCUGGACCCACAACUGCAGUUUGACAAUGCAUGGACACUGGAUCUGUUUCUUAUUUCUUCACUUUUGG